Gigantopelta aegis is the source of this 766-nucleotide messenger RNA. RefSeq lists its product as uncharacterized. Bases 1 to 720 code for a protein of 239 amino acids. NCBI's taxonomy places the organism in Eukaryota, Metazoa, Mollusca, Gastropoda, Neomphalida, Peltospiridae. The record is from RefSeq and is a predicted model, not a curated record. The transcript has 4 exons.
AUGCUUGGGUUGCAUCACUCCAAGAGAUGGAAAAAAAUGCUUCAGGAGAGAGUUGAGCGGAUCCAGUUGAAAGGUCAAAACUUUAAAUGUCUCAGUGCAGCUACAAAAGAUGCAAUCAAUGAAUUUGAGGAUGAUAUCCAGAACAUUGAUCCAGAACUUGUUAAGGGACAAUAUCAGCAAGUGAAUGUGAACAAAAAGCAGAAAUAUCAGGACUUUUUGAAGACUCACUGUCUAGAGCGCACAUACACUUUUCAGACCGUCCAUCUUCUCAAAGGCAAAACCCUGACUGCUAUUGCGGAAGAUCAACAGGGCUGCAAGAAUUCAGUACUUGUUGGUCAGAAUGUCCGGCAGACGGUUCACUGCCAUGAAUGUGGGAAACCACGCUGUGUCUACUCAAAAUCCUCUUUCACAAGUCGUGAUACCAGGUCCUUCAAGCGACUGAUCGAGUCUCAUGACUACACUUGUGGGUCCAUCUUGACCCCUGAUGGUCACAUACUUCAAGGGAAGGCAUUUGUCAGACUUCAGAUGUGCUGUACCACUCCAAUCGAGUUUGCAUAUUUUGCAUCAUCGUCCAUCGUCCGCAAGGAUGUAUGUUGUCAUUGUGGGAGUUUCGGGGCAGAACGAGACAAGGAUCUCAUGCAGAACUAUCGCGUUGUAUUACCUGUUUGCAUUAAUUGCAAGCACCUUGGAUCUCCAAAGAGGAAUCCUAUUCGGAAAUGAAUAUGUUAACUAGUGUGUUAAUCUUAACUAUAAAACAGUACACUUU